Molecule: messenger RNA, 2535 nt
Organism: Spea bombifrons (plains spadefoot toad)
Lineage: Eukaryota; Metazoa; Chordata; Amphibia; Anura; Pelobatidae
Gene: ABHD18
Product: abhydrolase domain containing 18
Exons: 13
Coding region: 264-1643 (459 amino acids)
Source: RefSeq, a predicted model, not a curated record
GAACCGUUGACCGUGUGUCAUGUGACUUCCAGAGCCUUAACCCUUCCUUUCCCUAGUGUCCCAGACGGGCUCUGGCAAGGUGCAAUUACGUUCGGGAGUGGAAUACAUGCGCCGCGUGACGUCAUGUCUGGUGCCGCCCACACCACUCGUGCUCCCGUGUCAGUGUUACUCUGACUGACCGUAAACCGGCGCCAUCCGCAGGGAGCCCCGCACAUGCGUUCGGGCAGGGCCGCCCUUCAGGACGCUUGAUGUGACAUCUUCCAAUGGGCUUGAGCAAGCUGGAUGUUCUAUACCGGCGGCUGCUCCUCACAAAGUUUUUCAUCCGAGGAUGGGGAAAGCCUGAGGACCUAAAAAGACUUUUUGAAUUUCGGAAGGUUAUUGGAAACAGAGAAAAAUGUCAGCACCUUGUGCCAAAGGACUACCCUGUACAUAUUGACAAGAUUGAAGAGCAAACGGACUGCAAGAUCCUUGACGGGCACUUUACAUCUCCACUGGUUCACCAUGUAGCGGAUGUCAUGCCUUCGGAAACCGUUAUAGCACGAUUCCAGUUUAUAGUCCCUAAAGAAUGGAAGAGCAAAUACAGACCUGUCUGUAUCCAUCUGGCUGGCACAGGUGACCAUUAUUUCUGGCGGAGAAGAACGUUAAUGGCACGUCCCAUGCUCAAAGAGGCUGGUAUGGCAUCCCUCUUGUUGGAAAAUCCGUAUUAUGGCUAUAGAAAACCGAAGGACCAACUGAGAUCAUCGUUAAAGAAUGUAUCUGACCUGUUUGUAAUGGGAGCAGCGCUUGUGUUGGAAUCUGCUGCCCUGUUACACUGGCUGGAGAGGGAAGGAUAUGGACCUCUGGGGAUGACUGGCAUUUCAAUGGGAGGCCACAUGGCUUCAUUAGCAGUGACAAACUGGCCUAAGCCAAUUCCAUUGGUUCCUUGCCUUUCCUGGUCGACAGCCUCUGGAGUCUUCACAACGGGAGUUCUAAGUAAAGCUGUUAAUUGGACAGAGCUGGAGAAACAGUAUUCAACGCAGACAGUCUACGAGGAGGAACUUGUACAUCUACUCGAGUACUGUGGGACAGAUUCCUUUAAAAUGGGACAGGAUUUUGUGAAGAAUUUCGCAGGAAGUGCUGACAGCCUGUCCCACCUAAAACUUGCUUCCAACAUUUUCAGCCUUAAUAGCACCAGAGAUCCACUGCCUGUGCACUCCGUGCAGCCUUUCCAGGCCAACAACGAUGGCGACAGGCUUUUGUUCCAGCAGGAUUCUAAGGUGCCCUAUGCAGAACGCACGCUGGCUGGUGGAAAUGACAGCUCGGCAGGCGGAGUGGGCAAAAGAAACUUACAGAGAGAAGAGAACAGGAGAACCAAAGCGCUGCAAAGGGAGUCUCUUCUUUUCAUGAAAGGGGUCAUGGAUGAAUGUACACAUGUUGCCAACUUCUCAGUUCCAGUUGAUCCAAGUCUAAUCAUAGUUGUUCAAGCCAAAGAGGAUGCCUAUGUCCCACGGGUUGGGGUACGAAGCCUUCAAGAGAUCUGGCCUGGGUGUGAGAUUCGAUAUCUGGAUGGAGGCCAUGUCAGUGCCUACCUCUUCAAGCAAGGGCUCUUCAGGCAAGCAAUCUAUGAUGCCUUCAGUCGUUUCCUUCAGAAGUAUCCAAUGUGAUAUUACCUGUUCAGAAUAAUUUCAUUCCGUCCUCCACCUGGUCCAUGUGCUCCACCUGGUCCAUGUGAAGGAUCUAUGGAAAAGGUGCCCCCAGUAAACCGAAGUCUUCUAUUUCCUCAUUGAGGCAUGCAUGGGUUUUAGAAGGCAUAAAUGAAACAGAUAGGAAAGAAUACAAACUGACUUUCUUUAAACUUUGCACAACCACCCCUGCUCCGUAAAGUCUACACACCGUUGUGUGUUGGAAUCAACCAGUACAUUUUUUGACUCUGACACAAUGGAUUGUUGGACUACCUUUAUCAAGUUUCAGUAUUUACUUAAAUCGUAAAGAAUAUAAAAGCUGGUGCCCUCAAACUUUGUAAUCCAACAUGUUUUUAGCAUUUUUAUAGCCUUUUUUUAAUAUAAUCAACUAAAAAUGAAGAUAUCAACAGUGUGUUCUUGUACCGCGUACGUGAUUGAUUGUACUUUAAAUUAUUUGAAACUGUUCUGCACUGGUGCCAUCAGUGUCCGGGAAGUGCCUGAACAUCACAGAAUAAAAUGUGAAUAUGAUUUGUUGCCUUUAAUUUUCAUAUUGUAGCACACGUCGGAUUCUCUUAACAUCCAUUCUUGCUACAUGAACCAUUUGAUAAGAGUUAACCUCAGCCUUCCAAUGUAGACACUGUUCCCAUAUCUCUGCAUGGGCAGAUUCUAGCUACUUCAUGAUUGCAAAGACACAAAGCAAGGUAAUGGAUGAAAUACUUGCUCUCUUUUUUUAGGAUUUCUUUUCUUCUGCUACUCAUGCUGUCAUCUUGUUUGCAGUUCAUGUUGAGCAGCCCUCAGGCGAUUAAGUAUUGAAAUUGCUACUUUUUUUUAUGUGACAAUUUUACAGUUUUUAAUAAAAUUACAUAAAAUAUUA